Molecule: messenger RNA, 2328 nt
Organism: Ciona intestinalis (vase tunicate)
Lineage: Eukaryota; Metazoa; Chordata; Ascidiacea; Phlebobranchia; Cionidae
Source: RefSeq, a predicted model, not a curated record
UUCAUGGCAUGUGCGCGUCUUAGAAAAAGAACACCUAUUCCUUUAGUUUAAUUUUCUCCUGGUCCGCGUGUUUUAAGUUUAAUUCGAAUUGCCUUCGGGAGAAAAGCAGCUUUGGAAGUAGACGUUAGACAAAAUUUAAAAGGUAGAAAUGACUAGUAAACAUUACAUUCUCACAGAAUAAUAUAAUUGUUACUGUAACAAUUGGCGAUUUUGCGAUUAUCAAUGUGACGUAAACACUUGUCUGACGUAACACGCAGCCGUUAUAGGUAACCGCGCAGGGUACAAAAACGGCUAGUUUAUGCGUUGGGAGAAUGAAGGUGUUGCGUAACUACUAUAAAGUAAUUGUUUGAUAAAGUUAAAUAUAUUUAUUUAAGAAGAAUUUAAGAAUAAUUUCCUUUAAUAAUUUGAAAAUCCAGGGGUUGCUGCAACCCCUGCAAAAUUGUCAGGGUAGGCCUGCAUACCCUGCACCAUAUAAAUCGACGCCAGUGGUUAUAUAUAUAUAUAUAUAUGUAUGUUGUAUGUUGUAUGUUUAUAUGUUAUAUAUAUAUGUAUGUUUUGAGUUAUAUAUAUAAAUAUAUGUGUUACUUAUAUACAUGUGUGUUAUUUGUAGUUAAUUUGUCAGAGGAUAAAUUAUAGAAACUCAUAAAAGAUGAAUAAGUAUAUUGUCUUCUUAUUUCUGAUGUGGGCGGCCCUAACUGAAGGAAAAUGGCAUACACAAGACACGCAGGAGUUUUAUAUUCAAACAAAUAGAACAUGCACUAACUACUCAGCUGCAGUUAGUGCGUGUACUUCAAUGAACGCUACACUUGCUCGCAUUAAAACUAAACAAGUUCAAGAUUUUAGAUCACAUAUUCUUACAAGUGAAUCAAUCCAACAGACAAACCUGGCAGUGAACUGUAAUAACUCAAACUCGACUUCCAACUUGAGUGAAGGCGGAAUAUUCUAUAUAAACCACACACUGUGGGGUGAAAUAAUCAGCAAUAACACUGCUGGGAAUUGUGUGCAAAUUAAAUGGAAUUCCACUAACACUUGGACUGCUAUGAACUGCACAGAAGCGGAAGGAUACAUUUGUGAAAGACCAGCAGAAAGAACAAGUAUGGAACAAACAACACAAACACCAGAAGAUGAAACAGAUUCAGAAACCCCUGAAGUUUCAACUGAAAGUGGAUUUUCAACAUGGGGGCAACAAACAGAAGGUUUCAAUUUAAAACGCCUCAGGAACACCUACAGUAGAGACAAGCACCAGAUCUCAAAUAACUUAUGUUUCUGCGUUCAAUGCUUACUACACACUACUAUGCGUUGGAGGUGCUCUGUCUGUAAUCUGCAAAACCUUUUUGCUGCUUCAUUUUUUAAAGAAAACAUCAAAAAUAAGGUUUGUGACAUAAUCAAACUAAAAACAACAAUGGUUAAUAUAAUCAACAACAAUUACUCUUAUGAUACAGAAUUGAACAGGUUGAAGUUGAAAUGAAAGAAAAACAACCUGAAGUAGCUGAAAAUAUUGAAGGUAUUACAUAUUUAAUAAACAGGGACAAACUGCAAAUAGUAAACAUAACAGAUACCCAAUUAGAAAAAAGGCACAACCUAGGGAAACUUAACCAAAGUUGUAACAAUAAAGUAACACCCUUCAACGUAAUACAGCUUUGGUAACAAUUGGUAUUCUAGAAUCAAAUGACAAAGAAAGAGAAAAUGAGGUCACUUACGAUGAAGUGCCGGGCCUUCAAGAAGAAAAUGAACCAAAUAUGACAUCAUUCACCGGCGACAACGGGAUGUAUUCAAGCAUAUCUGAGAAAAAACGAAGAGAAAUCGUAAGUUUUUUAUCUUUUGAUAGCGACUUCUCGUGUGGGGAAGGAAUGGAGGAUCACUACACACUCCCUCCCCCACCUGAUGUGUUGGAAGACGACGCUGUGAACGACAUAAGUUUGUACGCAAAAGUGGAUCGGCAGCGAAAAUCAAUCAAGAUUAAACCAGGGGUGGACGACUAGGGGAGUGGAAAGCUAGAAAAAACGAACUCAGCAAAAAAACAACUAAGAGAACCGAAAUUUAACAAAAACAAACUCAGCAAAAUAAUAUUGCUAUGCGAACAAUCUAAGCUUAAAAAAUGAAACCAGCGAAAAAAACAAUUACUAAGAGAAACGGAAGUUAAGAAAAUAAACUUUUCCCCAGCGAAAAUCUACUACCAAGUAAACAGUCUAAGCGAAGAAAUUGAAUUUCCCUUGGGAAAAAAACUACCAUAUCCAUAACUAUCACAACCAGUUAUCACUGAACUCAGCUGUUAUGUGCUAAUAAUUUGAUGCGUCUUUUCAUUAUUAUAUAAUAUACAGAUCAUAA